Vigna unguiculata (cowpea) is the source of this 804-nucleotide messenger RNA. The record is from RefSeq and is a predicted model, not a curated record. Lineage: Eukaryota; Viridiplantae; Streptophyta; Magnoliopsida; Fabales; Fabaceae.
AUGGAGACAAUCCGACUGCUAUUUUCUUUAGCAGCACAACACGGAUGGAGGAUACAACAGAUGGAUGUGAAGUCGGCAUUCCUGAAUGGAAUUCUGGAAGAAGAGGCUCCCCGAGCCUGGAAUGAAAGGAUAGACACUUAUUUCAAGAAGAAUGGUUAUGAACAGUGUCCAUACGAAUACGCUCUGUAUUUAAAAAGGUACAAAGGAGAUGUGUUGUUUGUUGCUCUAUAUGUGGAUGACCUGAUAUUUAUGGGAAGUAAAGUCGAGCUUGUCGAGGAGUUUAAAGAAGUGAUGAAGAAGGAGUUUGAGAUGACUGACUUAGGCAUCAUGAAAUACUUUCUGGGUUUAGAGGUGGAUCAAAGCACAACAGGUAUCUUUGUGUCCCAAAAGAGGUAUGCUGAGGAGUUACUAAUGAAGGCAAAAAUGUCAAAAUGCAACCCGGUUUCUACCCCCAUGGAACCCGGCACGAAAUUGUCCAAAAAUGGAGAAGGAGAUAAAGUUGAUGCGACUAGAUAUCGAAGCUUAGUUGGAAGUCUGAGGUACUUGACAAACACAAGACCAAACCUAAUGUUGAGCGUAGGAAUCACAAGUCGCUUUAUGGAGGAACCAAGGUACUCGCAUUGGAAAGCACUAAAGCGGAUACUGAGGUAUGUAAAGGGAACCAUGUCAUUUGGGCUGUUAUUCACUAAGUCGGACAACUACCGACUUACUGGAUACUCGGAUAGUGAUUGGUGUGGAGACAUGGACGACCGGAAAAGCACAGCAGGGUAUGUAUUUUUCAUGGGGAACACAACUUUUACUUAG